Messenger RNA from Nymphaea colorata (pocket water lily), 3176 nucleotides. RefSeq names its product potassium channel KOR1-like. Gene Ontology annotation, biological process: potassium ion transport; transmembrane transport. Lineage: Eukaryota; Viridiplantae; Streptophyta; Magnoliopsida; Nymphaeales; Nymphaeaceae. Gene Ontology annotation, molecular function: voltage-gated potassium channel activity; protein binding. The record is from RefSeq and is a predicted model, not a curated record. The coding region runs from base 636 to 3113 and encodes 825 amino acids. The transcript is spliced from 14 exons. Gene Ontology annotation, cellular component: membrane.
GGGUCCGUUUACCAGCUCGGGCCGUAGCGCGCUCACCGCCGGGAACUGGAAACAGCGGGCCCGGUGGGCAAGGUUGGCGCCAACGAUGGCUCCUCCGCCCAAAAGAGCCACGUUUCUCGCCAGGGGCCGCACUGUUACCCAGCACACGCCGCUGCCCUCAAAAUUUUAGUGGCCCGCCCACUUUCCCUCCAACUCUACUUGCAAACAUUCGUUCCCGUGCGGGAGUGGCACACUGCCUCCGGUCACCCGCCUCUUUCUUUAUUUAUUGCUUAAAACCCUUUCGCUCAUCAUAUAUUGGUGGCGGAGAGCCAAUAGGAGGGGAAAAGUGGAGCAACCGUGGCUUCCUACCGGUGUUUCGCCACUGAGUGGCCACAAGGGGUGCUUUCGGCGUCAUUGCAACAAGGCGAUCGUGAACUCUCAACAGACCGGAAAGGGAGAGGGAGGAAAGGGAAAGAAAGAUAAGGAGCGGAAGAAGAAGGGCACCCGUGACCGUGAGUUCCUCUGUUCGGAUUGGGGCGGACCAGGCGUUUCUCCGGUGCAUUGCAGGCAAAGACUGGCCGCCCUAGAAGUGGAGACUUGGAUUUAGAGCAGAGUGUCUGAUAUACGCAGACGAUAAAAAAGGGGCGUCGAUCAUCAUGCCUUGGCGCAAAGGCGAUGACUCGUCGCCUGAGGAGCUGGAGGUGGAAGACGUGAGAGAAAGGAUCACGUCGUCUCGUGCAAACCAGUUCGCGUUUCUGUCGAGCGAGUUGGGAUUAGACGGGCGUCAGCGGUACGGGGCCAAGAAUGGCGUCUCCAACGGCUUCAGAGGCUUCUCGAAGGGUUUCAUCAUCCUGCCGGACGGCCGGUUGUAUGGACUAUGGAUGAAGUUCAUACUCGUGUGGGCUAUCUACUCGUCAUUCUUUACGCCUCUGGAGUUUGGGUUCUUCAGGGGGCUGCCCAAGAACUUGUUUUUGCUCGAUAUUGCUGGGCAGUUAGCGUUCCUCGUCGACAUCGUCAUGCAAUUUUUCGUGGCUUACAGAGACGACCACACUUAUAAGAUGGUGUAUAAUCGCCAUAGUAUAGCUCUAAGGUACCUUAAAUCCGGAUUCAUUGUGGACAUUCUUAGUUGCUUACCAUGGGACUAUAUCUAUAGGAUCUGUGGGAGAAAAGAAGAAGUGAGAUAUCUCUUAUGGCUUCGGCUAAGUCGAGCUCGUAAAGUGGCAGAUUUCUUCCAAAGGCUAGAGAAGAACAUUCAGAUCAACUAUUUGUUCACAAGGAUUGUGAAACUUAUCGCUGUUGAGCUUUAUUGCACACAUACAGCUGCUUGCAUCUUUUAUUAUCUUGCCACAACUCUGCCAGAAUCACAAGAGGGUUAUACAUGGAUAGGGAGUUUACAGUUGGGCGAUUAUAGCUAUAACAAUUUUCGAGAAAUAUCUAUAGUAAGACGCUACGUGACAUCACUUUAUUUUGCCAUAGUCACCAUGGCAACAGUUGGGUAUGGAGAUAUACAUGCAGUCAAUACCAGAGAAAUGAUAUUCGUCAUGAUAUUUGUUUCUUUUGAUAUGAUUCUUGGUGCUUAUCUAAUUGGUAACAUGACUGCCUUAAUUGUGAAAGGAUCGAAGACUGAAAAGUUUAGGGACAAAAUGACAGACUUGAUUAAAUACAUGAAUAGAAAUAGACUUGGAAAAGAGAUUCGGGACCAGAUCAAAGGACACCUGCGUUUGCAGUAUGAGAGUAGUUACACUGAGGCUGCUAUUCUUCAGGAUAUUCCAGUGUCUAUCCGCGCUAAGAUCUCACAAACACUGUACAAGCCACUAAUUGAACAUAUUCCACUCUUUAGAGGAUGCAGUUCUGAGUUUAUUAAUCAAAUGGUAAUAAACCUGCAUGAAGAAUUCUUUCUGCCUGGGGAAGUGAUUUUGGAACAAGGAAAUGCUGUUGACCAGAUUUAUUUUGUUUGUCAUGGGAUGCUGGAAGAAGUGGGCAUCGGAGAAGAUGGGUCAGAGGAAACAGUUUCACUGCUUGAACCUAAUUCAUCAUUUGGUGAAACUGCCAUCCUCUGCAAUAUCCCUCAGCCUCAUACUGUCCGUGUUUGUGAAUUAUGUAGACUUUUGCGGCUUGACAAACAGUCUUUCACCAAUGUCCUGCAAAUUUAUUUCAUAGAUGGGCGGACAAUCCUGAGUAACCUCCUUGAGGUUAAAGAGUCAAAUAAUCGUAUCAAGCAACUGGAGUCUGAUAUCACAUUUCACAUUGGGAAGAAAGAAGCUGAACUUGCUCUUCGAGUAAAUAGUGCUGCUCAUCAUGGAGACCUGUAUCACCUGAAGGGUUUUGUUCGAGCUGGAGCAGACCCGAAAAAGACUGACUAUGAUGGACGAUCUGCUCUGCAUUUAUCGGCAUCAAAAGGCUAUACUGACAUCACUGCUUUCCUCAUUAAUGAAGGAGUUGACAUUAACUUAAAGGAUAAAUUUGGAAACUCACCACUGCUUGAAGCUAUCAAGAAUGGACAUGAUCAUGUUGCAUCUUUGCUCAUUCAGCAUGGUGCAUGUUUAGACAUUGAUGAUGCAGGAAGCUGUCUUUGUAAAGCUGUUGCUAAAGGGAAUUCGGAUUUCGUGAGGCGCCUUUUAGCACAUGGUGUCGACCCAAAUUCCAAAGAUUAUGAUAAUAGAACACCACUUCACAUUGCUGCAGCGCAGGGGAUGUAUUUAUUGGUGAAAAUUCUAUUGGAUGCUGGAGCGAAUGUGUUUCUAAAGGACAGAUGGGGUAAAACUCCUCUUGAUGAAGGCCGUAGAUCGGGAAGUAGACCAAUGGUGGAUUUACUUGAAUCUGCUAUGGCAUCACAGUCAUUGAAAUUCCAUGACUUCUAUGAAGAAAUACAAGUAGAGAAGCGUCAACGGAAGAAAUGCACUGUACUGCCCUUCCAUCCAUGGGAUCCAGAGGAGAAGAGAAGGGAAGGAAUCGUGAUGUGGAUUCCAGAUACGCUUGAUGAACUGAUCAAAUCAUCUGAAGAGAAGUUCAAUUUUUCAUCUUCACGUCUCUUAUCAGAGGACGCAGGUAGAAUUCUCGAUCUGGAAAUGAUUUCCGAUGGUCAGAGGUUAUAUUUAGUUAGUAAUGGUGAUGAGGGUCUGCGGGAAACGUAAGUAUCACAAGCAUCACGGCAGCACAGGCUUGUACUUUUUUUCGGGGGGUGGGAGGGAGGGAUA